AUGCUCAAACUCCCCCGAACGCGCACCAGCGACGUGAAAGUCGCCAUCUGCGGCGCCGGGGUCGCGGGAGGCACUUUGGCGGAGAUGCUGAGCCGGAGCAGCCGCGUGUCGGAGGUGCACCUGUUCGAGAUGGGGCGCGGGCUCGGCGGCCGCGCGGCCACGCGCAAACCACGGGCGCAGCCGGGCAUGAGUUUCGACCACGGCUUUCAGUACGUCACCGCCGCGUGCGGGUUAGACGUAAGCCUGAUCAAUGAGUGGGAGGAGAAAGGUCUGCUGCACCCCUGGGGUCUCGAGGGCACCUUCGCGCAAAUGCAGUACCUCAGCACGGGCGAAAUUAAGGUGUCGACGAACAACCCGAAUUUCAGCUGUGGCGCCACCUCCAGCCUCUCUCCCGAGUUGCGGGGCGUGUUCAUGGAUUUGGGUAUGCACCCCGGCACGUUCGCGAACCGCAGCAACGACGCCUCGGCGUCUCCAAUGCACCACUCCGGCGCGAGCGGAAACAGCUUAUAUGAUGAACAAGCAGGUGAACUACAGGCGCAGCGGAAGCCGGAAGAGUACCUCAGCGAACUUCCGUACGUGGGGUACACAAGUAGCAGCAACAUCGUCGAGAAGCUGGUGGCGGACAACCCGAAAAUUAAGGUGCACUGCGGCACACGCGUGGUGCCGUCCUUCCGAGGGGUCACCGGCGGUUCCUCUCCGACGAUGCCCUCGCCGGGCGGUGCGAAAGGCAGCAAGCCGGAGCGGGCGUGGCGCGUGCGCAAGUGGGUGAAUGCGGAGGACGCGAUGCGCAAGCGGGACGGAGCUGCGGAUGGUGCAGUCGAUGACAGCUUCACGGAGGAUAGUUUCGAUUUCUUCGUGUCCGCGGACCGGCUUUUCCUGAGCAUCAAGGGUGAGGAGCCUUUCUUCUCGCGACAAGAAACGGCGGAACUGCUCGAGCCCAUUCAGCAGCUGUUGUACCGAGAAAUCGAGAGCUUACCGGUCAUCACCUGCAUGCUGGCCUCGCGUCCGAAGGGGGAAAGAGUUAUAACAGGAGACGAUGCGAGUGGUCCCGCGGCCUCCUUGAAGGACAAUCUGCUGAACGGUAUUCACUAUCUGAAGCACCCGAUUCUGAAAUGGGCCAGCCGCGAGAACGCCAAGCCGGGCCGCGGUGCGUUUUCCUAUAAACCUGACAAAGCUGGAGACCCAGAGCCGGUCGAUUGCUGGGUGGCAAUGAGCAACCCCAUCUGGACGAAGGGCAGAAUAGACGAGUUGCGCCGCCAGCUGGAGUUUGAGGAAGAUAUGCCACACGCGGAGGAUGAAGCUGGGCAGCUGGACAGCAGCACGUUCUUCGAAAAAUUACGCGAGCGGUGCAACGCGCUUGCGGAAGCAGAAGUUCUGCCCGCAUUCAUCCAGUCCCUGAAGCUGUUGUAUCCGGAUUGGGAAGCCAAGAACGAAAUUAUCUACCAGGUUGGUGUAUGAAUGGCAACUAUAAUAAUGUCAAAGUCACCGACUUCACGGGUAUGUUGACAAACUGCUCUUUGUUAUCGAUGCAUGGCGAGAGUACAAACGAAAACCUUUGCUUGUAGCGGUUAGUAUAGUAAUCUUCAUCAUCUGGAGCAAGCUCGUCCGUCCGUUGCAAGUGAGAUUUGAACGAUGCAGAAACUGAAAUUCAAUCAAGAGAACAAGCCAUGCUGUCGUGCCGCGAAUGAUGGUGCAGUUGUCUCCACCGAAGACCAAAGACGUUGACAUUUUUGCAUGUGAUAUCGUCACCGUUGGGGAGCCGCCUACCCAGACCGAAGUGCGCAGUUUUUGCACUUGCUCGCGGACCACGGCAAGAUCGUCGGCGAGGAAGAGGCGUUUUUUGCGGCGCAAAGUCACCUCGGCAUGUGCGGGGACUAUUUUACGCAUCGGCCGGGUCGGUUACUCGCCGCCGCGCACUCCGCCAGGGUCUUGGCUGCAGAAAUUUUGCAGUACCUGGAUGAGCAAGCCAGUGGCAUGGAGGGAGAUAGCGUGGCGGAGGAAGGGGCGAAGCUUUGAUCCUUCUUUUCAAAUGCACGGCGACAACGAUCGCUGACACACAAAUGGAUGCGCAAAAAAGUUAUUUUGAAAUUUGUACGAAAAGGUUGGUGGCAUUGGGAAUCGAACUUCGCAAAGAGAUAGGACGUGUGUGUAGCAGUACCACUACCGAAACAACGAAGUUGAAAUAAAGAUGUUGAUUGUCAUGAUCAUCAAUCAUCAUGCCAGAGAUGUGAAGCUUGAUGUAUUCAAUGCAUCUAUGUAAAUGUGGAUGUUUUUCUCCCAACCACUUACAGCCGAUGGAUUCUACGCGACGUUUUUGUGAAGGAAACUAGAACUCAUGUUCGACCUGAACGGGAUCGUUUCGACAUAGUGCACAAGUGCUUUUGCUAAACUGUGAUGCAGAAGGUUUGUUCCAGCAGCUUGUUGAUCGUUCGCUAUAAGUAGAUGCCGAGAUGAACGGGAGUCUUCAAAUAGACACAGCGAGAUCGACAGGGAUCAGAAACAGUG
This is a messenger RNA of Amoebophrya sp. A120, 2505 nucleotides long. NCBI's taxonomy places the organism in Eukaryota, Dinophyceae, Syndiniales, Amoebophryaceae. The record is from the annotation of a GenBank genome assembly.